This is a messenger RNA of Pleuronectes platessa (European plaice), 1317 nucleotides long. RefSeq names its product glyceraldehyde-3-phosphate dehydrogenase. NCBI's taxonomy places the organism in Eukaryota, Metazoa, Chordata, Actinopteri, Pleuronectiformes, Pleuronectidae. The record is from RefSeq and is a predicted model, not a curated record. Gene Ontology annotation, biological process: glucose metabolic process. The transcript has 12 exons. Bases 80 to 1084 code for a protein of 334 amino acids. Gene Ontology annotation, molecular function: oxidoreductase activity, acting on the aldehyde or oxo group of donors, NAD or NADP as acceptor; NAD binding; NADP binding.
UCCCCGCUCUCACUUCUCCGGCAGAGGACGCGCACGCAGGAUCUUUCACUCACGUCAGGAUCAGACCUAAUCAGACAAAAUGGUGAAGAUUGGAAUCAACGGAUUCGGACGUAUCGGUCGUCUGGUGACCAGAGCCGCCGCCACCGGUGGCAAAGUGGAGGUGGUGGCCAUCAACGACCCGUUCAUCGACCUGGACUACAUGGUCUACAUGUUCAAGUACGACUCCACUCACGGCGUGUGGAGGCACGGAGAGGUGAAGGCCGAGGGCGGCAAGCUGGUCAUCGGCAACAUGCACAUCACCGUCUUCCACGAGAGAGACCCGGCCAACAUCAAGUGGAGCGAGGCCGGAGCCGAGUACGUGGUGGAGUCCACCGGCGUGUUCACCAACAUCGAGAAGGCCUCGGCUCACCUGCAGGGCGGCGCUAAGCGGGUGGUGAUCUCUGCUCCCAGUGCCGACGCUCCCAUGUUCGUUAUGGGCGUCAACCACGAGAAGUACGACAACUCCAUGAAGGUCGUGAGCAACGCCUCCUGCACAACCAACUGCCUGGCUCCGAUCGCCAAGGUGAUCAACGACAACUUCGUCAUCAUCGAGGGUCUGAUGAGCACGGUCCACGCCGUCACGGCCACGCAGAAGACGGUGGACGGUCCCUCUGGGAAGCUGUGGAGGGACGGACGUGGAGCGUCCCAGAACAUCAUCCCCGCCUCCACCGGCGCCGCCAAGGCCGUGGGCAAGGUCGUCCCCGAGCUGAACGGGAAACUCACCGGGAUGGCUUUCCGUGUGCCCACCCCCAACGUGUCUGUGGUGGACCUGACUGUUCGUCUGGAGAAGCCUGCCAAGUACGAGGACAUCAAGAAGGUCAUCAAGGCCGCGGCCGAGGGACCCAUGAAGGGAUAUCUGGGAUACACAGAGGACCAGGUCGUGUCCACAGACUUCAACGGCGACACUCGCUCUUCCAUCUUUGACGCCGGCGCCGGCAUCGCCCUCAACGACCACUUCGUCAAACUGGUGUCAUGGUACGAUAACGAGUUUGCCUACAGCCACCGUGUGUGUGACCUGAUCCUGCACAUGUCGUCCAAGGAGUGAAGCCUCCUGACGCCUCCGUGGCUCCUUCUCAUGAUUCCCUCUCUUCCUCCACCUGUAGCUGGAUGAGAACCAGAAUAAAACUCAUAAUAACGAUAACACCUUUUUUUAUAUCAUAGAUUCACUGUGCCCUGUUCAGCAGUGAUGAUUCUGAACUGCCUUGUUCUGAUUGGUCGUGUUGCACAUGUGGCUCCUUUAGCACGUGACACAAUAAUAAAGUCCUCACCUUGAAUGAC